Molecule: messenger RNA, 1351 nt
Organism: Tuber aestivum (summer truffle)
Lineage: Eukaryota; Fungi; Ascomycota; Pezizomycetes; Pezizales; Tuberaceae
Source: the annotation of a GenBank genome assembly
GAGGGUUGUGGGAUCCGAUGAUGAUGACAAUAGCGAAGGCUACUGAGAUGGCAAAGGUCCUUUGGUUCCAUUAGAGAGCACGCAUUAGCAAUACUCACUGCAGGGUACCUGCAGGGGAUUUCAAUUACAAACAUCACUGCCGGUGACAGUAUUUUAAUCGUCCUUACGGGCACCGGCGUGGCUAAUGGAUGGUGAAAAUUUGAGGUAUGGAGUCAAUUCUUCAUCUGGGUACACAAUAAUGACUACUUUUUUAGUGUCCCUACGGCAUCCUUGACCCCAAUCACGAUACCACGCUUUCUACAGUUUCCCUAUGGGGCAACAGUCGGGGGGACCCUCUGUAAUACUUCCGUACUCGAGUAAAAGGUUGGUGGGCCAUUAGGAUCCCGGAUGUCCCAUAACUUCACACUCAUUCGGUAUAUAGGACAGGUCUCAAUGUUCUCCCAUCUAUUACAGGAAUGCCUGGCCUAACCACAGGAGUGCCCUCUGAUCCUGGCCUCCGUAACCAACGUCUUGAGUGCCACUACAGUACCAUAGCAAACGUACACCCACUCUGUUGCCAGAUUCCAAAUUAUUCCUAUUGGUGGAGAUCUAGGCCUCAACCACGAGACCUGAGCCAUUCCCGCCCAUGUGGGAGCUCCACAGAGGACAUGGUGAGGUGUGUCGGAUAAUAUCAAAAUAAAAUACAGUGCUGGGUACUGGGAUAUUUAUUGUAAUCCCUCUCAUUUGUUACUUCCUCUAACUUCUUUCCUUACCGACCAUUUAGACCAUAUAUGGAAUGGUUUCUGGAUUUUGGAUAUUUGUUUUAGCCUCAAAGGGGAUUUUUCUCACUAAUUCACUUUUUCAGGAUGUCUAUCCUAGAGCGUCUGCUCCAGAUCUUGGCCAUUUAGGACAACAGGAUUCAACUGUGGGUGGUACGAGUUUCACCCGACUGUGGAAGGUCAGUGACAAACUCUCCUCUCCCCCUCCCGCCUAGUCCAUGAUUGCAGGUGAGAAAUCGGCGGCACCAGGCAGACGUCCAAGCAGCAAGCAGGAAUUUCCAGAAAAGCAUGCGUGGCAUUGAUGACUUGUCCCAAGGAAGAAGCAUCUGAAAACAAGCAGCAACUUGAAAGAAACAUUCAUACCACUAUCAUACCAGUAAAACAUAUUUGAGUGAACCGAUGGUCAAUAUGAACAUUUCUUAUGGUGCAAAGCUUCUGAAGCAUGUGCUACGGUGGGUAUGAUACACCCAUGUAUGAUAAAGCCUAUACUGUACUGGAGGAGGAGGACUGUGCUUGUACAGGGUAAAGGGUUCCUCUUUCUUUGCUCCAAUUGUUUUAUAAUAUCAUAUUAUAUAUCAUACUUGACAUAACCU